Molecule: messenger RNA, 1233 nt
Organism: Saccharomyces kudriavzevii IFO 1802
Lineage: Eukaryota; Fungi; Ascomycota; Saccharomycetes; Saccharomycetales; Saccharomycetaceae
Exons: 1
Coding region: 1-1233 (410 amino acids)
Source: RefSeq, a predicted model, not a curated record
AUGGACAGAGUACGCUCUCUAAUUGGGAGCCACCGGGGGCGCGCACGCAAUCAUCGGCAUCCUUCAUAUUCCUCCAGUGGGACUCCAUCGACCAUGAAUCUCUUGGGAACUGAUGGUGAUGGGGACGACCAAUCUACGAUAUUUGCACAAGAAACGGACCAUGUAGGGACCCUUGCAAAUGAGGGCGAUGAUAGCGCGGAUGCGGCCACUUUGAAUACAACGUUGUCAGAAGGUUCAACUAUAGGAGACCUCCAACGGCAAGGUUUUGUUAAUAGAGCUCCCAGAUUCACGUCAGAAAGGAGUAUGCCCUUCAUUUCUAUCUUGUUGCAGCGAGGAUUUUUUGCAUUUCCCAGUGAGGCAUCUUAUCAAAUAUUUCUACACAACAAGAGAAAACUUGAUAAAAUUGAUCCAAAAACAGGCCUUGGACUUCCCUUAUUUCACGCGAUCUCUCUAAACCUGGUUAAGUCUCUCUUCAGUAGCCAAAAUACGCCGGUAAUGAGAAUCCAUAAGUUCGUUUUAAUAGACUCUCAAUGCGAGAAACCUCCACUCAAUUCCGAAUUGAUCUCUCAAAUAAAUGAAAAUGUGUCCAUAUACAAAUUUGAAUUCUGCACCAUUUUGAAGAAAAUGGAAAGCCAUAAUUUCUCCAGUAGGAUAGAACACGACUUCAUAUUUCACAGAAGCAACGAACCUGAUGUUCAUGUCCCUAUGAUUAAUUAUAAUCAGAGGAAAAAUGCAGAUACAACAGUUCAUGGAUUAAAUCUUCGAUGGUAUGGAACAACUAGUUUGGCCUCCCCAUUCGGCACGAACAGCGUCAAUCUGCUUGUACUUGACGACACAAUGGCAUCUUAUAUGGACCAACAGACUAUAGAGGAGUUUGACUCCUAUUGUCGUUCCCGUCCCACAAGGCCAUUGGGUUACCUUCCGGUUUGGGCUAGGUAUACGGAUGAUAAAGUUAGUGUUAUACCGAAAAAGAGAACUUUGAGAGUGGCCACCUUUUACAUGCAAGAAACCGAUUCAUUCGAUGAUGGCUCUAGUUCAACAACCAGCGCCCCGCAUGCUAGUUAUAGCGAAAUAAGCUCCAACAUCAUCGACAAGGUCUCCUGGGAUAGCCAGGUAUUGACCUGCAUGUGCAUGCUUUUGCAUGAAUACGAAUCAAGAAAGGAAAAGCGCCACACCGUAUGGGGUGGCUCGACCGCGUAUAUGUUAAAUGGACCGGCAGGACUACUCAUGUAA